This is a messenger RNA of Diutina rugosa, 1248 nucleotides long. RefSeq lists its product as uncharacterized. The coding region runs from base 1 to 1248 and encodes 415 amino acids. The record is from RefSeq and is a predicted model, not a curated record. NCBI's taxonomy places the organism in Eukaryota, Fungi, Ascomycota, Pichiomycetes, Serinales, Debaryomycetaceae. The transcript has a single exon. Gene Ontology annotation, cellular component: anaphase-promoting complex.
AUGAACUCGAGUCACAGCAAUGCUGCCUGCGGUCCCACCAAGUACCAGAACCUCCCCAAGUUCGCCGCCGGCGCCACGAGGGUGGUCCUGUCCCACUCGUUUGACCACAGUAACAUCACCCACGACACGUUCAAUCGGACCGUCAGCGGCAACCUGACGAUGAUGAGCACGCCGCUGAACCGCCGACGAACCUGGGCGCCGCCGCAGAAAGCCGCUAGCCACUUACACACCCGCAAACCCGACUUGCCCCACCCGCUGUCGAAGAAGGGGCGACUAAUCAAGCUGAAACUCCUCAAUUUGACCCAGCUGCUGAAGGAGCGAGUAGUGCUGGUGCGGCGAGACCCGCUGUUUGUCAUUCACCGGCCGCUGCCGAUGGCAGGCUACGAUUACCUGGCGUUUGCCGCCGCCCCGAUACGCGAAUCGCAGGUAGCAGCGUGGCAACUGGCGGAGCGAGUACUGAAGAGCCUUAUUUUUGGCAGCGAUCUGAGCAGCAGCGACGACGACGAUAGCAUGGCCAUCGACGACGACGAGCCCCCAGUGGCGCCACUGCCCCCAAUUACAAAUGCUGCUACCACUCUGGGCCCAGAAGCCAUCAUCAAAGCAAUCCCAGGGUACACUAAAGACGAACUACAGGUGGUGCUUAGUGCUGCCACUGAAGCUGACGCCCAGCGCAACGUGCUCGAACACAAACGCCGCGUCCACCGCCACCACGAACACAUCUUUGCCCAGCUGGCCACGGUCAACCACAAGCGCCAGGUACAAAUCGACCAGAAGCGCGAGGUGUACACGCGGAUAUUUGGCGACGCUAACCGCCUCAACCACGAGUACAUCACUAAUAACCUGUUCUACCUGGCCAUCGACAACCUGGCCGACAUCCACCAGCUGUUCCACGAAGACAAGCUGGAGGUGACGAGCAUUGUCGCCGAAGAGAAGGCGUUCCUAGCCGCAUUGGCAGAGACGGCGAGGUCGUUUGCGUCGCAGCACUGUCCGUCACGAGUUGAAGCACCCGUGGUGGACCUGCCGACGAAACAGCGGCGCCGCUCGCCACCCCCGAUAGCCGACGACGAAGUCGACUACGAAAAAUUACAGGGCAUGAUUGCCCGCAAACUAGACUCCUCGUACUCGAGGACGGUGAACGAUGACGUCGAUCAGGACGAGCCUGAUGUGUCUGACAUUAGCAUUGAGGAGUUGAACGACGAGCUCCAAGGUUACGUGUGCCGCCAUCUCCGGGCCCGCCUUCGUAAUUAG